UGUUGAAUGGCCCAGAUCAUGAGUUUACAGUAGACGUUGCUGGGCGUGAGUGGGAGGAAUCUGAUAAUUUUUCAUAUUGGACCAACCACAAAAGUACAAGCGAGUUACAUUUUUCGAAACCGAUAUAUUUAAACUAUCUAGUAUGGUGUAUGGUGGCGAAAAUGUAUUAGUGGUCGAAUCGAAAAAUGUAGAAGGAUGUAGAGUUCUUCUAAAUCGUACAGAUCUUCUUCAACUGCAACGUUUAGAAUAUGCUAUUUUUUAAGCCAUCGUUCGAAAAGAUGUAUAUACAGUUCCAUUAAUUUUAAAACAAAUUAAUCAGUUACCUUGAAGAGAGAUGUUCUCGAGAAAAAUCGCCACCGAAAAAUAUCGAAGAAAGGAAAUUAUACAUUAAGAACAUGCAACUCGAUCGGGCUGAUAGGAUCGUGAAAUCUGCUCCAAAUCUUACCAGGCAAAUCCAUUUAUAUGCUGUUACACAGUUGGCCGAAAAUUGGGAAAAUCGGAUGGUGCAAAAAUCACAAGAGUCAUGUUAUGCUGAUCCAAACAUACUGUCACCCAGCUGCCCACCAAAACCCAUUAUCACCAGCUUACAGGAUGAUUCCUGUACAAUACGUGACGCAUUUGAUAAGUCGGAGGAUCAAAUUCUAGCCAAGCCGCUAGAUCAUAUUGACGGUCCACAACCCCCCUCAUGUCCACGGAUCGACAUAAGAGAGAAUAUUUGUAAAAUUGUAAAUACAAUUAUUAUUAUACCUAACAAGAUUGUUUGACUAUUUUUAAAAUGUUCAUUA
This is a messenger RNA of Acyrthosiphon pisum (pea aphid), 785 nucleotides long. RefSeq lists its product as uncharacterized. NCBI's taxonomy places the organism in Eukaryota, Metazoa, Arthropoda, Insecta, Hemiptera, Aphididae. The record is from RefSeq and is a predicted model, not a curated record. The coding region runs from base 396 to 764 and encodes 122 amino acids. The transcript has 3 exons.